This is a messenger RNA of Prorocentrum cordatum, 1436 nucleotides long. Lineage: Eukaryota; Dinophyceae; Prorocentrales; Prorocentraceae. The record is from the annotation of a GenBank genome assembly.
AUGCCUCUCGUCGCGGUGGCCUGGAUUCAUAGAUGGGACGUUCUCAACGUGGAUGCCGAGAAGCACCGUGACACGGCAGCGCUGGUGCGUUGGAAGCAGGUGUCCGAGUUAGUGUUCACUUCGAUCGCAAUGGCCAGGCACCCGGCAGUGGCGAUCAUGUUUCACAGCGGCCGUCGGCAUGGCAUAGAGGAGAUCUUGAAAGGUCGAAUCGAGCUGCCAGCACCGCGCCGCCCACUUCCGCUCGGGAGAAUGGCCGAGGUGGAGGUGCAGGAAGAGAUGCAGAGCAACGGGUUGGAGUGCCAAGGAAUGGGCUGCCAGGAGAUGCGAGCGAUGCUUAACGAGCAGCGGAUCGAGAACGGGCAGGGCCGAAGAGGGGUGCGAGUGGCAGAUCCGGAGCUUCGAGGUCUAGCCAAGAAACGCAAGGCGGAGCUCAUCCUGCUGGUCAAGAAGCACAACAUCAAGGUAAACGAGAGCACGAUCAAUGACAACACCGCGUGCUUGCUGUUGGGGCAGAUUCCGAAGGCAGCCGAGAGGCGGGAGAUCAAGGGCGAGGGGCGCAUGAAGCCUGGACAGAUCAAGCGCUGCAAUGACAUGCUCAAGAAGGCUGGCGGCUUCCUCGCGUGGCAGGCCAUGUUCGUCAGCGCGUUUUUGGUGAGGCCGCUAUGCUUAGAGGGCGAGAUCUACAACUGCAAUAUUCGAGCAGUUCAAGGUCGGCGCGCAGUGCUACAUAUGCACCGCUCUUUCAAGCCGAAGCUGCUUGCCCUGGAGCACCCUCCCACUCUGCGGACGCAGCGGGCAGGGUCAACUGCCGAUCUGCGUCGCAAGCGCAUCGCAGACCAACCUCUGCUGGACUCCGCGGAGGAGAAAGGAGUGACGAACAGUGGGCGGGGCAAAUUAUCCGCGAACCCCUGGACCUCGGAAGUGUUCGAGCAGCCGCAGGUCAAGCGCUCAAGGGGGCAUCCAAGAGCGAAGGAGGUGAAGGCCGACAUGCGCCAGUUCAACUUACGACAUCCGAAGCCUGAUGGGGAGAUCUGGAAGCCGACUAAGUUCCUGACCUCCAACGAUGCGCGCGUCAAGAAGUCGGGCAAGCAGCGUGGCGGAUAUCGCCAACAUCACCAACUGGAUGGAGCCCCUUACACGCGCGCAGCGGAACGCUGCACCCAGGAGUUCGGGGCGGCAGUUCUGCGGGCUUACCGGCGCCGCAACCGCAGCUACAUGGCGGAGUGCGGCGUCUACGCGACAGGAAACCUCAUGGACUUCAUGGGCGGAGAAUCCGACGAGUGGCUCUACUGCGAGAUCGUCGGUGAUUUCACAGGGUUGCCAGUGAAGUUACCAGGCGGGCCUCAUUGGGGUCGAGUUGGACGACGAAGGGUCGUAGACCUCGAGGCCGAUAUGGCAUUGCAGGGCUUCGAGAAGGCCGACGUCGCCACAGAGUG